AUGCAACCUUCGUUUAUCUCGCGUGCAGUCCAUAAGCCUCUCAUUCAAUUCGUGGGUUCAAGGGCCAACUUGUGGAAAAAUGCACCCUCCCAUGCUGGUCCCCAUCCAAUGACGCCCGCUAACCUCGAAAAGCACGUUGCCAAGGCCAACCCCACACCUGCUGCACCUGCCAAGCAACCCACCCACUCCAAGGGAGCAUUGGAAUUCGCUGACUUGCCAGCACGAUACCGCCGUGCACCUCUUAGUGAAGCCGAAAUGGAAGCUAUCGAGUCUGGAGGUGCUACUCUUAUCAUUUAA
Messenger RNA from Lichtheimia ornata, 297 nucleotides. RefSeq lists its product as uncharacterized. The record is from RefSeq and is a predicted model, not a curated record. Gene Ontology annotation, biological process: 2-oxoglutarate metabolic process. NCBI's taxonomy places the organism in Eukaryota, Fungi, Mucoromycota, Mucoromycetes, Mucorales, Lichtheimiaceae. The transcript has 3 exons. The coding region runs from base 1 to 297 and encodes 98 amino acids.